AUGGGUGCUGCUAUGCCAGCGGAUCGUAAGGGGAAGCGCUGCACUCCUGCGCUUGCCCAUGAUCCCGUAGCACCACUCCAAGCCAUCGCGACCAGCCCUGCGAUAGAUGCAAGUCCCCGUCACGAGACCGCUUCUGUGUCCCAGUCAGCCUACACCGAUGCUUCUACAGCUAGUGCUCAGCACUUUGACUAUGCGCCUGUUGUUCUGCGAGUUGCUGUGCCCACACAAGCUGUCACUGACGCAAGUGUCGCUGCAACCAUGCAGUCUCAUCACGACUCCAACUCGUAUACUCCGCAGACCUCACAUGCAAUAGCCCCUUCGAAUGCUCCAGCUCCCACUACGAACGGGGCGUCUACCGCAAUCCUGUCCAUUCCGCUAUUUUCCGCAGCCGAACAAUCCACAGCGCGAGACGCAAAAGAAGUGCCUCUGAGGGCCUUCCAUGCCGGCAAGAAGUCCGGAGAACAACAAACGCCGAUCCAUACCAACCCGCCCACUAUAUACGAGGCGCCCACGACGAUCUUCGUCCCGACUAAGCAGAAAGUGGACGAUCCGAAGCGACCUCUUCAGCCUAUUUUGAAUUCGGCUAUCGCGGGGGCUUUCAGCCCACACCCUUUCAGGCACAAGUCGGCGCAGCGCAUCGUUGAUGAUGUUCUUUCUGGGGACGCGGAGAUUCUGAGGGAGUGCAAACGGGCUAUGGAGGGUGUUCUUCGAUCUACGCCACAUUUGCACUCCAACGCUACGUUUGUGCUCCUGUUGAUGUUCUAUACACCAGGAGAAAUGGGACGUGAGGAGCGCAAGUUGGGAAGUGUAGUAGAAAAUAAAGCGGUGGCUAGACGGCUCACCGCAUCCAUAGAGCGGAUCAAUAUGUCAAAGGCCAAAUAUGUUCUUAAUCGAGAGAAGGCGCUUGUCAGGCUCACAGCAACUCCGGUUAGGGAGUUUGUCAACAGCUUGGGUCCACUGCCAACAGCUGCUGUGGAGGAUGAGUCUGAGGAGUAUUAUUCCGAGGAGGAUGAACCUGGGGAGGAUGAGAUUGAGGAGAAUGGGUUUGUGGAGGAUGCGGAUAACGAUGAACUCGCGAUGAUGCUUCAGGAGCAGCUCGAGCAGAGCUCUAUGCCUUGGGAGGGUGAUGAUGAAGAUAGACUCACGGGUAUGCCCAUGGGGCAGCUCGGGGAGGAUUCUAACGCCAGACAGCUGGAAAACUCCAGGAAUGAUGACCUUGAAAACCUGUCAAUGCAGGCCAUCUGCUCCACCCCCUCAUUUCCCGCACCACCGGACAACUCCUCAAUGAAGCGCAAGCGAGACGAUACUGAGGAGAUCGAGUUGGGAGCAAACGAAGAGAAUUCAGCGAGUGAAAAGGCGAAGACGUGCUGA
Molecule: messenger RNA, 1371 nt
Organism: Mytilinidion resinicola
Lineage: Eukaryota; Fungi; Ascomycota; Dothideomycetes; Mytilinidiales; Mytilinidiaceae
Exons: 2
Coding region: 1-1371 (456 amino acids)
Source: RefSeq, a predicted model, not a curated record